CCUGUGCUCGUCUCCUCCCCGUCAGGGCGCCGGGCGGAAGUGAGCUGCGCGGCCAUGGCGGCUGUGGACAUCCGAGAUAAUCUCUUGGGAAUUUCCUGGGUUGACAGUUCCUGGAUUCCGAUAUUAAACAAUGGGAGUGUGUUGGACUAUUUCUCAGAGCGAAGUAACCCAUUCUAUGACCGAACGUGUAACAAUGAAGUCGUCAAAAUGCAGCGGAUGACCUUGGACCAUUUGAACCAGAUGGUUGGAGUGGAGUACAUACUUCUUCAUGCUCAAGAGCCCAUUCUCUUCAUUAUCCGAAAGCAGCAAAGGCAAUCUCCAACACAAGCUAUUCCAUUGGCCGACUACUAUAUUAUUGCUGGAGUGAUUUAUCAGGCACCUGACUUAGGGUCUGUCAUUAACUCCAGAGUUCUCACUGCAGUGCAUGGAAUUCAGUCUGCUUUUGAAGAAGCUAUGUCCUACUGUCGCUAUCACCCAUCCAAGGGCUACUGGUGGCAUUUCAAAGAUCAAGAAGAACGAGAGAAAACUAAACCAAAAGCCAAGAAGAAAGAAGAACCAAGUUCUAUUUUCCAAAGACAACGGGUAGAUGCAUUGCUUUUAGACCUAAGACAAAAGUUUCCACCCAGAUUUGUUCAGCAAAAGCCUGGAGAAAAGCCUAUCCCAGUGGAUCAAAUCAAGAAGGAACCAGAACCAGCCCCUGAAGCUGUCAAGCCAGAGGAAAAAGAGACUGUAAAGAAUGCUCAGCAGAGUGCUGGCACUAAAGGACCACCUGAAAAACGGAUGAGACUCCAGUGAAGGGAGAAGUUGUUACACAUCUGGAUUAGUCGGUACCUGGAAAACAGGAGAUUCUUUCUCCCCUUUCUUUAUAUUUAAGCUCUUCCACCGAGACUGAUGGUGUGGGGACUGAAGUCCCUAUAACAGCUUUUUCUGUAGAAACUGGUCAUACAAAUGUUAAUGUUGGGAUAUGGGGUGCCUCAAAGAAGGUGUUUAUUUUGAAUGUUGGCUUCCGAGAAUGGUUUUUACAUGGGCAUAGUUUGCAGCCUCCUGAAAUCUUUACAAACUUGCAUCCAUUGUGUGUUGGUUUCCUAUGUAAAAAGGAAAAAACUUUUAUAUAAGAAGAAUAAUCUGAAUUCUUGGCAAAUAAAACUCCUGGCUGCUGGAAUGCCUUUCUUAAAUGCUUACUUUGUUAGUAGCAAAUAUGCCAUAUGUGCUGGCUGCAUUUUUUUGCUUGGAUAUUGGAAUAUAUUGUGUCCUAUUUUGAGGAAGAAAAGUUCAACUUAAAGAUUUAGGCUGCCUGCUAUAAAUUGCUGUGCCUUUAGUAUGCUUGGGAUACGGAUAAAAGAUUCGAUAAAUCCGUGUAAUUAGAUGUCAGACUGCUCGCAGUCUCUAAACAUUCUUGGGCACUCAUUUUGCUUAAUGGCUAAGCUGGUCUUUUAUUAUAAAAGCUAGUGUUCUGUGAGAGAGAUUGAUGAUGACAUAAAACAGGCUAAAAUGUCUUGCUGUUGCACACUCAGUGAAGAUGUUUAUAUUUCUCCUUUUUUUCACUAUAACUCAAAUAUAUCAAUUACAUCUCCUCUUCUGUGCUUCUAGCACUUUAUUGCUGCAUCUGAUCACCUUGAUUAGUCAUCUGCCUUUUAGACCUGUGGAUGUAGGGCAGUGGAAGAGAAACAUCACUGACAGCUACAAACUUCGCUAUUUAAGCAUGUUGCUUACACAAACCAUUUUUGUUUGGUGUUUUUUUUUCCCCCAGAAAAAUUCAAAGUCAUCUAUUGCAAAGAAAUUACUGUUGGUUUGGUUUUGUUUUUUCAUUGAAGUAAUGGAGCAAUCCUUGAAAUAGCUCGCUUUCUCUUCACAACUGUUUCCUGCUUUCUUUUAGUAAACUGUAGCAAGCAAGAAAAAAACCUGUACAUAGCAAACAAAAUGUAGAUAGUAGGAAGACUAAGGUAUGCUUGGAUAGCUGUGUCAAAUUUAUUUUGAGGUUAUAAGAGACUCUUCCUGUUUCAGUAAUUAAUAAACAGCUCUGACUGGGUAGCUACUGAAUGAUGGAAGGACCCAUGUAACUUUUGUCCUGUAAUCCAAAGCUGUAACGUUAAACAUGUAGAUAAGCCAAUAACUGCUUGCUGUUGAUGCAGAAACAGACCUAAAAUUCAUAUAUUGGUAUACUUAAGUGUGUAUUAGCUUUAUUUCAUACCAUGUCGGUUAAGUUUGAACAGCUAUUUCUACAAAUGGUGGUAGAAAUAGAUAAUAAGCUAGUGCAAACUCUUAAAUCAAGUGAAGAUAUAGAAAGCAGUUAUUCUGGGAUGCUUAAAACAAGACAGAGCUAAUUAUUCGGCAUUGAAUAAUUACAAGGUGGCGUGAAUACACUUAGGAAAGGGUGUUGAUUCUUUAUUGUAUUAAAGAAAUUCCUCUGAAAGUAAGGAGCUCAAGAAGCACUAAAGCCAUCAUCUCAUCCACCCCCAUGAUGGAAAGAGGGAUCUCCAGAAAUGAAGCACGAGUGGUGAGGAACCUCAAGAGUCCUUGCUGGAUUUAUGAUGUUCAGAAUAAAGUCCUUGGAAAAUGGCCAUUAAAGGAGCUGAAUUUCUCUGUAGGUAUUCAUAUUACUAAGAACCUGUAUGUUAUUUGGAAAAACUUAAGCAAGAAGGAUAACUAGGCUGCACUGUAAUGAAGAUCUAGGGUGGGUUUUUAUGGGGUUGGUUUGGUUUUUUGAGGGAGAAAAAUUAACUGCUCAUACACCAAGGAAAGAUUUAACAUUACUAACAGAAGAGAGAGAUCUUGCUUAUUGCUGAAGGCACAUACAGCUGUGGUCAAAAAUGGAUGCUAGAACACAUAGUAUGAGAAAAGUAUUUUAUCAGUCACUGGACUUCACCUGAAAUAGUGUGUUGUACAGCUCAAUGUCUGAAAAAGAAUUCUAAAGUAGAGCAGUUUGAAGAAGGGCAGUAAAACGAGGAGGAGAAAGUUUCUCCUAUGAAGCCAUUGGGAGGACCAGGACUUUAGUUCCUUAGGAAAGAAAAGACAAAUGUUGAGUCUUUAUAAAACUGAGUACUGCAGAGCAAGUACGAAAGUAGAAGACUUGUUCUGUCCUGUAGUGCAAGAAUAGAGGUACAAGUUAAUGAAGCUGAAUUGGAGUUACAUUUAGACUGAAUUGUUAUAUUCCAUGCUCAUAAUUUGAGCCGAUUCAGAGACGAGAGUGGAACUUGAAGGGGCAGAGUGUCCUCAUGUCUGCAUCUCUUAACAGCCUUUUGUUUUCUGCAGAAAUGUCUGGUAUUGGCUGGUGUCAGAGGGCAUUAAAAAGGAUGGAUUUCUGGUCUGAUCCCAUCUGAGGUAAAGUGCCAGCAUCUAAGCUAUUGAGAGGAUAGAAAAUGGUUUCCAUGCAUGAAACACUGCAUUUGACCGUGAUAAGCCUUUUCCAGGGGAAUGAUCUUUUCCUGAAUUAUAUUAUAAAGCAGUAAGGGAUGUUACCAAUGAGUGUGUUGAUUUCUUAGGAGCUGUCCUUCAGUGCUGAAAGUUUCCCACAUGAGGAAAUGAGGGACUGAAAUAUCUUCUGAUCCUGUUACUUGCUGACAAGAUAUUCUAAAAUAAUGUCAUUAGUUAAGCAAGCUUUGAUAUUAACUUACUCAAGUGAUGUUAUGCCAGAUAGUACUGUUAAACUCCAUGUAAUUUACUGUCAAAAAGCUGUUAAGCAGCUACUUCUAGUCAGUAAUGUUUUUCAGCGUAUGAGAAUCUAAGCCUUUUCUCUCUGGUAUUUAUACACUGUCGCUUGGUUUGGAGCCUGAGUGCUGAAGUCCAGAGUCCUUCAAAGGACCUUCAGUAUUUGUAAAGCUUAUAGAUGAAAGGGAAAUAAGCAAGCAGUUCUGAAAUUUG
Molecule: messenger RNA, 3861 nt
Organism: Grus americana (Whooping crane)
Lineage: Eukaryota; Metazoa; Chordata; Aves; Gruiformes; Gruidae
Gene: MED6
Product: mediator complex subunit 6
Exons: 8
Coding region: 55-795 (246 amino acids)
Biological process (GO): regulation of transcription by RNA polymerase II
Cellular component (GO): mediator complex; core mediator complex
Molecular function (GO): transcription coactivator activity
Source: RefSeq, a predicted model, not a curated record